AUGACCGAGUCCGGAACGCACGUGUCGAUCGAGACAGGGCCGAAUCCGAGACCACUCUCGUCUUGGCCGCUCUCACCAGACCGGAAAUCGCCGAUGCCGCCUUGCUCAUCUUCGACAUCGACUCCACCGGCUGAGAUCGAGGCGACGUUGACACGACUCUCGUCGCACCAGGGCGUUUUGGGAUGUCUGGUGCUCAGCCGUCACGAUGGACUGGUGAUUCGAAGCGGAGGCCAGAUGUUUGAUCCGAGCGGACCAGGUGCAAAACAACGCGCAGAACUGUUAAAGAGCGUCACGAGACUGGUCAAGAGCAGCGUCGAGAGCUUGGCGAGGGAUAUCAAGGCAAUCGACGAUUCGGACGAGCUAGGCUUUCUGCGCGUUAGAACCAAAAAGUACGAAAUCAUGAUCACCCCCAACGACAAGUAUCUGCUCGUUGUUCUGCAGGAUCCCAACACUGGUACCCAGUAG
This is a messenger RNA of Mycosarcoma maydis (corn smut), 465 nucleotides long. RefSeq lists its product as uncharacterized. Gene Ontology annotation, cellular component: cytoplasmic dynein complex; cytoplasm. Bases 1 to 465 code for a protein of 154 amino acids. Gene Ontology annotation, molecular function: dynein intermediate chain binding. Lineage: Eukaryota; Fungi; Basidiomycota; Ustilaginomycetes; Ustilaginales. Gene Ontology annotation, biological process: microtubule-based movement. The record is from RefSeq and is a predicted model, not a curated record. The transcript has 3 exons.